ACAAGUGUAAAAAAGUGGUGUAAUUUCUAUUUAUAGAGAUCAUAUGGAUAUUAUUUUUAUUCUUAUAUUCUUUGACAUAUAAAUCUGAUAAUAAAAAUAUACUUUUUUCAUGAUAGACUUAAAAAAAUGUUUUAAAAGCUUUAAUUUAAUCCAUGAAACUGAAAAUCGAGAAUAUCGACUAAACGAUGAGCGAAUCACCACAACCACCAACAAACGAGGUACAAAAUCUCAGCAUUGACGGCGAUAAGGCCGAAAAUGGCAGACCUGCUACCCCGUCUUCCACAUCUUUUAAUGAACAAUUUAAGGCGUUCGCUAAAUUUGGCGAUCCAAAAUCGGAUGGCAAACAAAUAACAUUGUCUAAUAGUGAUAAAUGGAUGAAACAGGCAAAAGUAAUUGACGGUAAAAAAAUCACAACUACAGACACUGGCAUAUAUUUUAAGAAACUAAAAUCUCUUAAAGUCGGCAUUGUCGAUUACAAGAAAUUUUUGGAAGACCUAGCCAAGAACAAGAAAGUCGACCUUGAAGAAAUCAAAACUAAAUUGACAAACUGUGGCACACCUGGCCACCAUGGUGUGGGGAAGGUACAAAAUACCAGUACAGUGGAUCGUCUGACGGACACCUCAAAAUUCACCGGAACCCACAAACAGCGUUUUGAUGAAUCCGGAAAGGGUAAAGGUAUCGCUGGUCGCAAAGAAUUACCAGAUACUUCAGGUUAUGUCAGCGGGUAUCAAAAUAAAGACACUUAUGAUAAAAAAGAAUAAAACAGUGGUUUUAAAGAAAAGUUUCUUGUCCAGUGUAAAUGUAUUUUUUACUUUCGGUAUUACGAUAAUGUAACAUUAUAAACAUAAGAUUUACCAUGCAAUAAGAUUUAUUUUAACAUUAGGAACAAAGGCAUACGUGAAAGAUACACUGUGUGUAAUGCGUUAAAGUAUAUAAAGAAGUUAUACUUUAGCAAAACUCUCUUGCCUAUUUUUGUUUCUUCAUUGAUAUUUAAAAAAGAUAUUAAGAGUAUAAAAUUAACUCGAUAACCUUAAAUGAUUAACUUGCGUUUAAGGAGAAUCAGGCGAAUAAUCAAAAAUUAUAAAAUAAUUAAAAUUAAGUUAAAAAUCGACUAUUCAAACUUUUAACGACUUAAUUGGUAAAUCCACACAAAAUCAAGAUCAUCUUAUGCACACUAGUCAAGUUUUAAAACACUUAAGAAAGUAGACUAAAUCAUAGUUAUAAUUAUUGAGAUAAAGGAUUAUUUUCAACCUAUACUAAUAAUUAUACAUUCAGCAAAAUUAUUGUUAGGAAAGAAUGAAAACAAUUCUAAAAUCUUUUAUUUUCUAUAAUAAAAUAGUGACAAUACCUUAAGAAAAUGUAUGUUGCGGUACAUAAAAGCGAUUUAAAAAAUGUACCUCGGGGCAAUUUUCUGGUUGAUCUUCCGUCAUAUCUGUCUUCUAGCAUGUCAAAUAUAAUGACCAAUAUUUUUUAGAUCCUUUCUUUGAAAAUCUACCAAAUGAGAAUUAAACGUACAAUUUAUUGUAAUAAGAAUUUAUGAGAUUGUACUUAAAAGUUUUAAAUUAUAGUCUUCAAUGUUUGUUUUUAUUUUUAUGAGGGUAUUUAAAAGAGUUUAUUAUUAUUUUGUUUAUUAUACUUAUACAGAAAUAAAUAAAUGUGUUAAGGUAA
Anthonomus grandis grandis is the source of this 1668-nucleotide messenger RNA. RefSeq names its product tubulin polymerization-promoting protein homolog. The coding region runs from base 186 to 761 and encodes 191 amino acids. Gene Ontology annotation, molecular function: tubulin binding. Gene Ontology annotation, biological process: microtubule polymerization; microtubule bundle formation; positive regulation of protein polymerization. The transcript is spliced from 4 exons. Gene Ontology annotation, cellular component: microtubule. NCBI's taxonomy places the organism in Eukaryota, Metazoa, Arthropoda, Insecta, Coleoptera, Curculionidae. The record is from RefSeq and is a predicted model, not a curated record.